Schistosoma rodhaini is the source of this 1978-nucleotide messenger RNA. The record is from the annotation of a GenBank genome assembly. Lineage: Eukaryota; Metazoa; Platyhelminthes; Trematoda; Strigeidida; Schistosomatidae.
GUUAGGACACAUCUUAUCAACUUUUUCAAUCCUUUAGCUCAAAGGCGCGCGUAUCGUACUAUCAUUCGUCGGUAUGAUUAACGUAGAUCUGAGUGUUGCGGCCGCGUUACGGAAGUCUGGUGGUAUAAUUAGUCUUAUGCCAAUGGGAGAUUCUAUUCACUUUGGAACUAAUAUUAAACAAGAACCUUUCACACUGUUGACUCUGACGGAUGAUCAGCGUUUCGCCAUUGAAAGGGCAAAGAAGUAUGCUUUGGAGCAAAGUAUUCAGAAUGCACUCAGCAAACAAGCAGCACAGCUGCACCAACAGGACUUGAAUACAAUUAAAAGGAACCAGGCACUUAUUCUUUUGAGUCGAAUAUAUGUUGGGUCAAUCAGUUUUGAAAUAGGAGAGGAAGAAAUCAGAAAAACGUUUUCACCAUUCGGACCGAUCAAGUCUGUCGCUCUUAGUUGGGAUACAGUUCUACAAAAACACAAAGGAUUUGCUUUUGUUGAGUUCGAGGUCCCAGAAGCUGCUUCUUUGGCAUUAGAUCAAAUGAAUGGAUACACUCUAGCUGGCAGGAACCUAAAGGUCGGGCGACCAAGCAACGCUCCUCAAACUGCUGCUUUAGAAGCCGAACUACGUGCAGAAGUCAGUACUAAGCCUCGUGUAUACAUUGCUUCAGUUCAUCCAGAGUUAACCGAGUCUGAUAUUCAAACUGUAUUCGAGGCAUUUGGGAAAGUAAACAGCUGCAGCUUGUAUCCAGAUCCUAAAUGUUCUGGUCGUCAUCGGGGAUUCGGUUAUAUUGAUUUCGAAUCGGAAGAAGCUGCUAUCGCUGCCGUGUCAAGCAUGAAUUGUUUCGACUUGGCGGGACAACAACUUCGUGUUGGACGCGCACUUACUCCCAAAGGAGUUCCUCUCCCAUUCGAACUUAAUGCUAACAAAAGUUUAAAUGCAAUUUCCACCAAUCCAAUAUCUACUUCGGCUGUCGCGUUUGCAGCCGCAUCAAUUUCCGCUAAAGUUAUGACACUGUCCGCUGAGGAAAUUAGUUCGAACAGUCUUAAUGGAUCAAAUCGUCCCAUAACCUCCACUGGAUUUUCUGGACCUGCUGCAGCUGCACAAAAUCUCCCGCCUCCUGGUGUAUUUAUUCCUACUUCUGUAGGGGAUAAUGUAACGUCAACAUCGGAAGAAAAGCAAAUAGAAGAUGUCAUUUCCGUCACAACUGCAUCUGUCUGGGAUGAUGAUGACGACUCGGCGAUUCCUGUCCCAACUGCUUCAGAGGAAAUUCCUGAAAUUUCUACUGAAGAUCAGGUCGAGGAGCACACUGAAGUGACCGCUCACCUAAACGAUGUCGAAGACUCUCAAGACGUGUUUACUAUUAGUAUGUCUAGGGUUUUAUUGCUUGAGAAUAUGGUAGGCGUUAAUGAAGUGGACGACGAACUUCAAGAGGAAGUAAUGGAAGAGUGUGGAAAUUACGGUUCUGUCCUGCGUGUUUUGAUUCAUAUAAUGACAAGUCAGGAUGUUCGUAUCUUUAUACAGUUUGACCGAUCAGAUGACGCUAAAGCUGCUUGCUGUGCCCUAAAUCAACGCUAUUUCGCUGGCCGUGUUGUCCAAGCUCGUUUGUAUGAUGAAGAACGGUUCCAACUGCAUGAACUAGAUGACUAGGGGAAUUCUAACUUAUUUAUUUCAUUGGUCGUACUUUAAUCGGAAUUCUAUAUCAGUAUUUCUUAUAACAAUUAUGUAUGCAUAUUUACGAUGUUUAUUUUGUUUGUCAGAAUUACUGUAUACUUCCUUAACCCUACAAUCUGUAUAUACAUAAAGCAAUGUUUAAUUUUAUAUUGAACAUAUUCCGGAUUAGUUUCCCUUCUGUCGUUUCUGAAUAUAUGGUCAAGCUACAUUCCCCUUGACUAAGCUCGAACUAAUAAUGAUUAUUCAUGUGUAAACUUCUUGAUUAACUCGUUACGAAACUACUUAUUUAAUAAAGUUGCAAGUUUUGUCGUA